Nilaparvata lugens (brown planthopper) is the source of this 3054-nucleotide messenger RNA. RefSeq lists its product as uncharacterized. The transcript is spliced from 2 exons. Gene Ontology annotation, cellular component: nucleus. Bases 178 to 768 code for a protein of 196 amino acids. Lineage: Eukaryota; Metazoa; Arthropoda; Insecta; Hemiptera; Delphacidae. Gene Ontology annotation, molecular function: DNA binding. The record is from RefSeq and is a predicted model, not a curated record.
GUUAUUCAAUAUUAUUCUUUUUAUGAUAACAAUCAUGCAAGGCCUUGCCCACUUAUCUACAGGAUUUUUCAACAAGUUUCCAAUAGCAGCAAGAGACCUGUCGACCAGGCGAAUUCAGGGCGCUCUGAGGAGAUUGCUGGUAGAGAACCCACCAUGCAUUCCAUCAGUUAGUUCUUUAUGUUGGGAAACAUGCUGGAUUCCAAGAUGCCUGGAGCCAAGAGUACAUUUUUAAGCUACAAUGAAGAUGCUAUGAAAGCUGCAGUUGAAGAUGUGCUCCUGCACAAAACAUCUAUCCGGACAGCUGCAAAGAAAUUUGGAGCUCCUAGAACAACAUUGAAGUAUAAAUUGGAGGGUAAAUCACCGAUGGAAAGAAGAAUGGGCCCACCUUCCAUUCUAUCAAAAGAAGAGGAGGCUAAAAUAAGCAGAUGGGUGGAGAACAUGGCAAAAGCUGGUUUUCCAAUCACUAUUGAACAGUUAUGCAUCAGUGUGGAGAGAUGCUUAAAAGCUGUGAAACGUGAUUCACCCUUCAAAGAUGGAAGACCGGGCAGAACAUGGGUCAAGAGUUUUCUUCGAAGAAAUCCUCUUAUUUCAAAAAGGGUCUCUCAAAAUUUGACUGUCUCACGGGCAGCAGUUACUAGGGAAAGCAUAAUCAACUGGUUUUCAGAAGUGGAGCUGUAUAUUAAUAGAAAGCAUGGUGAUGAAAAGCUUUUGGAAGACCCGUCUCGAAUAUUUGAGUCAGCUUUUUUUUUUAAAUCCAAAAGGCCCUAAAGUGCUUACCAGGAAAGGUGAUAAAACAGUUUAUCAGAAAGUUAAUGCUGAUGAGAAAGAGUGCAUCACAGUAUUGGUAACUGGUAGUGCAAGUGGUGUUGUAGCUCCAACAACCUGUUUGUUCAAAUACAAACGUAUUCCUCAAGAAAUUGCAGAUAAUUAUCCAAAGGAGUGGGGGCUAGGAAAAACUGAUUCAGGGUGGAUGACUUGUGAAGCAUUCUUUGAAUUCAUUGCUGAUAUUUUUCAUCCAUGGUUUGUGGAAAAACAAAUCACUUUACCAGUUAUCCUUUUCAUUGAUGGCCAUGCUUCACAUUUAUCUUUCCAGACAAGCAAAUUCUGUGAAGAAAAUGGGAUAAUUCUGGUGGCUUUGCUACCCAAUGCCACUCACAUUUUGCAGCCCAUGGAUGUUGCUGUUUUUAGAAGUCUCAAAGAAGGAUGGAAGAAUAAAGUACACAAGUGGAGGCUGGAAAACAUUAUUAAAGACGGUUCUCAUCUCUUGAAAAAGAAUGAUUUUGCAAAGCUAUUACAAGAAGUGAUAGAUGAGAACGUUACAGAAUCGAUGUUGUCCAAUGGAUUCAAGAAAUGUGGAUUGUACCCAUGGAAUCCUCAAAUAAUUGAGGUACCAGGCCAAGGAUCAUUCAAAGAGCAAGAUGAAAGUGACUCAACUGAGCUGAAAAUACAGUAUUUUAAGCAAGGAUUACGUUUCUUGAAUGACAUGAUAGGGAAAGAAAAGCUCUCUGUUUUUGAAGCAUCAACUGAAACAUGUUGUGGAGAUCCACUGGACACAUCUUUGUUCAAGUGCUGGAAAAAAACAAAAAUGGAACUGGAGAGACUUGAGCUGGAUGUUAGGAACAAUAUAAUUUCUGCCAACCUGUCACUGAAUGAUGAUGCUGUAGAGUCGCCUGCUGAUGGAAACAACGUUGAUGAAACCCCUCCAACAGAUAUUGAUGUAAUUUUUGAGUUGUCUGGAACUGAGCCAUGUGAUUUGGGGAACAACGUUUCUGCCAACAUAUCACUGAAUAAUGCUGCUGUGGAGUUUCCUGAUGAUGAAAACAACAUUAAUGAAGCAUGUUUAACAGAUAUAGAUGUAAUUUUUAAUUUGUCUGAAACUGAGCCUUUUGUUGUUGGGAGCAAUACUAACAUAUUACUAAAUAAAGAUGCUUCACAGUCUCCUGUUGAUGGAAGCAAUAUAAAUGAAGUUCUUUCGCCAAACCAGGAUGUAGUUUUAGAAUUGCUGCCAACAGAUUUACAUCCAGAACAGUCCACAGGGAAAGAAGAUAUGCAGGCAACAGAUGUAGGCCUAUCCACCAGCCCCCCCCCCCCCCUAACGGGCCAUCAAAACAAGGAAUACCAAGCCCAUUCAAAAGACACUUUUUCUACCCUGAAUCUGAGAACAAUAAGAGAAGAAGGGUCGGAAGAGAAAGAGUACCAACAAUAGUCUCAGGAAAACUUUGUCAACAAUAUUUUGAGAAUAAAAGGAAGAAGAGAGAAGAAUUUGAGCGAUUGAAGAUAGAGAGAGCCAACGAGAGAAAACGAAAGAAGGAAGAGAUUGAGAAGCAGAAACAGAAUAAACUUGAGUUUAAAAAGUUGAAAAGUAAGCAGAAGAAAAUUCUACCAAACACUGAUAGCUCUGAUUCAAGUGUUGAAUUUUCAUGUGAAGAAAGUGAGUUCUCAGAGCCCUCAGAUCAUGUGGACCCUGAUAAUCAUGCUUGGAAGCCUUUGCUGAAGAAUAUUGAUGAGCAUGUUAUUUUUGAGUAUGACAGUGAUUAUUAUCCUGGAAAAAUAAUUAAUUUCACUGAAGCUACAGCAAAAAUCUCAUCAAUGGUUAAGUGUGGUCGCCUAUGGAAAUGGCCAGAGAGGCCUGAUGUGCUAGAAUACCAGUGGAAGUGUGUUAAAUCUCACAUAGAUGAGCCCAAAAAAACCAGUAAAACUCGUAAUGUCUACUCUGUUCCAGAGUUGGAUUUCGUCUGGAAUUAAGUUGAAUUUUUUUUCAAAUUCAUAAUUUUUUCUCUUUUUUAAUGCUAAUUUUUUCAUAUUUUCAAUUUAUUCAAGAACAUUGAACAUUUCAAAGAGAACUCAUAUAAUAUACAAAAGUGUCAAAUACUUGUUUUUAGCCAUUUUUACCUUUUCAUUGGCUAUCGGUGUUCUGGUCAACUACUGGUGCAAAAGUGGUCAACUACUGAUUUAAAAAAAAUUUGCAUGGUCAACUACCGAACCAAAAACUCAAUAUUUUUGUAAGUGAUUUAAAGUGUUUAUGAUUGAUUAAAAUGAAAUUCUUAUAUACAU